Messenger RNA from Acyrthosiphon pisum (pea aphid), 3115 nucleotides. RefSeq names its product merozoite surface antigen 2. NCBI's taxonomy places the organism in Eukaryota, Metazoa, Arthropoda, Insecta, Hemiptera, Aphididae. The coding region runs from base 920 to 1780 and encodes 286 amino acids. Gene Ontology annotation, molecular function: growth factor activity. The record is from RefSeq and is a predicted model, not a curated record. The transcript is spliced from 5 exons.
UUGGUUCUGAUCAGUCUGCGUUCGGCCGUCGUUCAUACGCAGCUCUCCCGUCCACGUAGACGAUCCUGCUCGUACGCUCCCCCGAUCCGGGUCCGAGCCGCGGAAAAACUCCGUUUGACUCCGCCGAGUCGAAAACCGUUCGCGAAUUUUUUUGAAAAAAAUUUUUUUUGCUAACACUCUCGUCGUAUACAAUUUUAAUAUACAUGUAGUUUUCGAAAAAAAUUUCGUCUACCUCCGAACCCGCCCGCGCGGCCAAAAGCGAUCGCGCGAUCUCGCGAAGUCCGGCGGGUCACUAUGAUCGGUCCGUCGCCGUCGCCGACGCUGUCUCUCGACCGGCCGGCGAAACGGUGCGCACCGAUCGUCCGAACCAAACGGUAAACCGGCAACGACGAUAAUAUUAUUAUUGUAACACUGCCGCGGAAAUCACCGUCGCGAUCCGCACCUGACAAUCGUAUUAUAUCAUAUUAUUACUCGUACGAUAUAUAUAGUAUUUUUUUUUUUUAUUAUUUAUAAUUCGUUCGUUCGAUCCGUGUAUUUAUCGCGUGUUAAACGUUCGUCUAAGAAUUUUUUCCGCGUCCGUUUUCCUAUAUAAUAUAUAGAGAUCGUCGGAAAUAUUAAUAAUAAUAUUAUAAUCGCGUAUCCGCGGUACACCCGGCAAGAACGCGAUAAUAAUAUCGAGUAUCGUAUUAUUAUACCACUGUGUACCGGCAACCUUAUACCGCACACCGGAGGCGAACCGCAGUGAUCGCCGACCGCGAAGAGUUCGCACGCACGAGGAAAAGUCGGUAGGAGCCCACCGCCGCUGGCACGGACGGAGGGAAAACCGGCCAAAGGUCGACGGCAGGUCUAUCCGUGCAGACAUGGUGUGUGGCCGACGACGACGACGCCGCCGCUACGCACCUGAAUCCUCACCUGCUGCAUGAGUCGCGUUCAACCACUUACGUUAACAAAAAUAAUCCAGAGUGCUUUCGUUCUAUUAAUGGUGGUGUUGUGCGACAUUUGGAGGUGCGGCCCUGGCUAUGGAUUUGGGGUCCGACUGUACAACGAUUGCAGUAGUCGAAAUGUCAGGGUUGACUACCGGGGACGAGUUCUCGCCGACGACGAGACUUCGAACCCAUUUCAAAACCUAACCGUCAAAUCCUUGGACUUCAGUAUUCGACUGUCGAUAUUCGCUGAGGAGUCGCAUCGGUAUUUGUGUUUCAACAACAAAUGGUCCCUUGUUGGUUCGAAACAUUUCCGCGGCCCCAAGUGUCUGUUCUACGAGGAGAUGCUGUCCACUGGGUACACACGGUACAAGUCGGUGGUCGAUAAGUCGCGGUACAUAGGUUUCAACCGGCGGGGCCGUCCAAUGAGGCGGCACGUGUUCCACACGGACCCGCUGAACCGAUGCCUGAACUUCCUCAAGCUGGACACCAAGUUUGACAUCGGUGACCAUAAUCGCAAGGUGGCCGCUUCGUCGGGCAAGACCAUUGUCAUCGGCGGCAGUGGCGGCAGCGGAGGAAAGCGCAACGGCUCGUCAAAGAGACCGAUCGCGUCGGCCGGCGGCGGUUACAACAGAAAAUCGCUAACGACCUCCACGACGACGACCACCACCACCACCACGACAACCACCACCACCACCACCACAACGACCACUACACCACCACCACCACCACCUCCACCAUCACCGUCAACACAUCCUUCUUCUAAACCACCAGUCAAGCACAGUCGAAUUCGGUUCAGACACAACCGGCGCAACAGACACCGUCCCGAAGCCCUUCAAUCGUUAGAUCAAGACUAGAAUAGUAUUACAUUAUUUUACUACUAUUAUUAUUAUUAUUAUUAUUAUUAUGAUUUUUACUAUUAUUAUUAUUAUUAUUUAUCAUCAUCAUCAUCAUCGCUAUACUAUUCUCAAAACCAGACUAGUAAAAAACUAAACAGUUAUUAUUACUAUUAUUAUUAAUAUCAUAUGACUCCGUGAGGAAAAUAUAGUAUACAAUGCCUAUAUUUAUUUUAAAUUUAAAACGGAACGAAUUCCCAGAUGAAUACACAGGUCGUAGGUUUUUUUUUAUCUAUGAACACUCGACGAUAUCGCUGCGAUUUAAAGGUAGUGAAUACAAUAUUAUAAUAGGUUAACGAUCGCUUUGUGGGAUUUUCAAGUACACUAAAAACCCUUUGGGACUUUUUUUCUUUGAAUAUUUUUUACCAUUGUUUACUUGUUGCGUAUAAUAUAAUUAUUGCAACGAUUAAACGUUUCUUUAUUGUUUGAUUUUUAAACGUAUAGCGUCCAACUGCGUUGAUGCAGUCGACAGCACCACGUGCUUGUUAUAAUGAUAAUAUUUAAUACGCGUGAUGCAUUCAUUACCCGGAGAGAGGUAAACACAAUCGGUGCACACGCGUAGCGACUGCGGAUUUUCCCGUUGCGUUUUCCGAAGACUGUGUAUUAUUUAUAUAGCCCUAUUAUAGCUACCAUUACCGUACUGUAUAGUGUCUGUUAUAUUACAAGACGAUUUAGUUGGCCAAACGGUCCAGUGUUUGUGGGGCCGAUGUACAAUAGUUUUAUAUUCGUACGAAAUCGGAUCACCCACAUGAUAUUAUUAUAGGUACCGUUGCUCCGGGAGCACGUCUGACAUUCCGUUGGGCAUGUUACCGACUCGCAUUGUUUUUUUAUAAUUAUAAUUAUUAUUAUUAUAGGAAUUAAUAUUUAUUACCACCCGAAGUAUGUGUUAUACUAUUAUUUCUACACCUCCCCUUCACGCGACGAUUGGCUCUUCGCGGUACGUGACAGUAAUGAUGGCGAAUAUCGCUGCUCGCGUGUUAUUAUACCAUUUUAUAACUAAGCGGGUAACGUCCAUGUACCAUUUUGUAGCCAUCGGAGCAUAUUAAAAAGUCCAACGAUAUUAUUUGAAUUUCAACGGAGAACAUGUUCAGUAAUAUUGUUUAGUAUCAUAAUUCUAGUCAAUAUUUUCUUUUCAUAAUAAGCACUUUUAAUCCACCAACAUCACAGUAUAAAAUUAAAUCGUAUAAUGACACAACAUUGUGCAGAAUUUCAAAUACGUAGUGACGAUCGCCGGAUCGUGAUACUAAAAUAUUGAACUAGUGUUAUGAAAUAUAAUAGAUUAUAUUGUUUAGCGUA